AUGUAUCACGCGUUUAAUGCUAAAUGGGACAUGGAAUCACAUGAAGAUUCCAAUGAAGACAAUCCUUUGGUGGAUCAACCACUUAUGGGGAAAUCUAUCAAGCUCCUCGAAAACUUUGAAGACAAGCCCAAAUUAAACUCCAACAGCAUCACAUUAAAAGAGCUGCAAACCCAAAUUGAAGACCUUCGUUCAGAAAGCCCCUCAAAGUCCAGUGAGUGUCUGAAAUGGUUUCCUUUCAGAAUGCACUUCACGUCUGUUGAUACGAGAGAUCAAGAUCAGCUAGACUUCCUCAGGGCUCUGCAACUUUACUUGAGGUCUGAAGAAGAUGGCAAGGAGGUAGUGACAUUAGAACUGCUAGUGGAUAUUUCAUCCCGUUGUGGAGUCUUCUUUCCACAUACCCCGUCUGCUUCGUACUCUACUGUGUCUCAGCUUCAACUCCUCAAUACAGUUCGAGAUGAAUCAUCACUCGAGAUCCAGACUGUUUGGGAUGAUGUGCGUCUCCAGCUGCGCCGCCACCUGCUGGAUCGGAUGUCAUCUCAAAUAUCAGAGAAUUUAGAACCAGCAAGCGCUUCUAACCCUUCAAUCUCUGAACGGAUCUAUUGUCUCCAACACAUGUCUUUUCUUUACCCUGAAUCAGAAGUGUUUUCAAUUUAUCAGAUCCUUAGGAGCCAAUUCACAGAAACUCUUUUCCACUCGACCAUAAGUUCCUGUACAAGCAGCGGUGGUGAAACCGGCUUUGACAGACUGACCGAGGGCUUCCGCUGUGUGAUACCUCUCCUGCUCCAGGCUCUCAAUGAGGAGAUCCAUGUCCUCUCACACUCAAUGGAUCAGCACAGCAUCCUGGGCUUUCUCAAUGCAGCUUACCUCGACACUGUAGUACGAGAACUGUCCACUCUGAUGGAGAGAGAAUGUGAAGUUGCUCUAAGAGACAACACUACAGUCCCCAGCAAGUUUAGGAAGUCUUCAACCAAGUCUCAGGUCUCUGCAGCACCUGUAGAGGUUUUUGUGAAAAGCAGAACUUUCAGUCUGACUUCGCACCAGCUAGGGGCCUUAACUCAACUGGCCUGCCAAUUGCUUGAAUUUGAGAGUGCAAUAAAAGAAGUUAUCAAACAGAUGACGUACAUCAGUUGUACUGGACACCCUCCCUGUGUUAAAGGUUCCAGAAUAAAAUCAAGCUUUGAUGUGACAGAUACCAAAAAUGUCAAUGUAACUACUCAAUCACCUCAGCAUCUAGAGAUUCAGUUUCUACAAUUUGACUGGAGGUUGGCUUUUAAGGGUCUGGUCCCUCAGAUGGCUCAUUGUGUCAAAGUAGUACUUGAUGAUAUUUGUAACAAAAGUCUGCAGCAGGAACAGGCCUUACAUUCUGCUGGAGAAAUCUCCCUGGCCCUCCUCGGUACUCGAGAUAUUACCACUCAUGCCAUCAGCAAGUAUGAUGAUUCCAAGAGAGAAAUGCCUAAAAUGAUAGCUCACUUCUGUGGAGCCAUCAUGAAGGAGAUGAAUGCCUUACUUCCCUUAGCUGCAGCCUGUAGGGACUGCUCUCUCUUGGAGGUUCGAAUAACUUUUGUGGAAGCCUGUAGUACAGCAGUGUUUGCUAUACUGGACCGUGUUGAGGAGCGAGCCAGUGAGGUACCGUCCUCAGCCCCUCUCAAAAACCUGCCUGGACUGUUGGCCACUGUCAUGUACCUGCACCAGCAACUGCAGUACUACCACACACAUCUCAAGGAUUCAAAUACUGCUGUGACCAAAGUACCACUGACCUUGCUGCCAAUUCAAAAGUGUCAAGAUGCAGCAGAGACAAUAAGAGGGCAGCUCACUACUUACUGUAUCCAGGUUUGCUCGACUUGUAUUCUGCAGGAAGUAGAGAGCCACUACUGGGAUGACCCCAAACCCUUCGAUGAGGGGGAGCGGUGUUCCUUCUCGGUGCAGAUGUGGUAUUACUUCCUGUGUGGGCUCCGCAGUGAUCUGUGGCCUGUUCUUCCUGCGGCGCUGUCUAAGGAGCUGCUUGGGAAUGUGCUGUCAGAAACUCUGCAGCUGCUGCUACAAAGAUAUGCUAUGGCCCGGCCCUCAUACAGAAGACACCUGCAGAUUAGGUGUGACAUCACAGCAGUGCUCCUUUAUGUGGAAGAGUUGAUGUGGAGUGUCUGUGAAACUCCAGAGAGCUUGGCGCACAUCCCUCCUUCAUCAAAGACAAAAGUAAAAAUGAAUUCCUCAAAAUGGCCAAAGGUGAUCCACAAUUUGUGCAAUGAACUCCUCACGGUGCUCAUUAUUGUCACUUCCCCUCUCUGUUCAUUGUACAGAGCUUUUGUCCAUAAUCCAUGGCGUUCGACUCAGACUGUUGGCCACCCCAAUGUCCAAUGGCUUCAUGUCAUUAACCCUGACCUUUUCACUGAAGGAGUCAUUAAUGAAGGCCUCAAGGACCAAGCAGCCUCUACUUGUCAGUUAAGGUUGCUGACCUCUGACCUUGGAAAUGAUCCCACAAUGCUCCUCCGGACAUUGCUGAACAGAGACUGUCACCUGCCCAGAAUACUUCUGAAAAAUAUGAAUUUUCAGAAGGAGUCAGAUAUUGCAACAAGUGAAUACUCAGCCUUGACUCAAACGUUUCAACCAUAUAUGGAGAGGGCACAACUCUGGACGCAUCUCUUUACACUGGCAGAUACUCAACAAUCUGCCCCAUCAGUGAUCAAAUGCCUUCAAGAUACCGUCAUAAAAUCCACACAGGGCCUCCUGGUGCAUCUGGUGUCCAUGGUGGUGGGCUGGCUGGCCACAGUGGAUCCUGUUAUCAAAAUAUGCCAAUGGGACAUACCAAAGUGCCUCUUGACUAUAGUACCAAAGGAGUGGAACUAUGCAUGGGAACCAAAGGAAGAAGAUAAAUCUCUGGUCGCCUUUAUCACUCAAGCCUUGGCUUUAGUCUUCACUAGCCUGCCCCAGGUCAUUGAAGCUUUACCUAUCCCCAUUUGGUUGCUCUUUCAUGAGGCUGAAAAUCACCUCUCUCAGUAUGCCCAGCAACUACGCUCUCAAGGCCUUUUGAUUUGGGCUUUGCUGAGCUGUCUCACCCGAAGCAUGGAAAAAAAGGAGACACUAGAAGAGAUCACUGGUUUAGCUCUGAACCAGCAGACAGCACAGAGUCUGUCACUGUUGGCAGAAUGUAUAAAGGCUGCCAUUGGGAUUCAACACAAGUGUGUCUCCAAAACCACCAUUCAAGUUGUACUGAUGACCCUGGAAGACAAAAUGCCUAACUGUAUAAGCGCACAACUACAAAAAGCUCAAACAUUCCUCUCAGAAAGUGUAUUUGUGCACAAAAAGGAGAGUGGAGUGGCUGAGGCUGAACUGACUGAGCAGAAAAUAGGCCUGAUGCUGCUGGAGGUCUGCCACAAAGCAGGUGGCAGUGACUACCUGAGGCAGAUCUAUCACAUCAUCCAAGGCAAUGAGGAAAUUAUAUCUAAAAUAUGCAGCCCUUCACACAAUGGUGAAACCUUUUCCCUUGUGAACCUGGAGUUUGGAGAAGAGAGUAAUUCUGGCAUCCAACAUUUUAAUCCCCUCUAUGAAUUUGACCACCUUGGCAAGAAGAAACUUGAACAGAGUGCACUUGUCGACUGGGCAUGGGACUGGCCACAGCUGCUGCCAACAGUUCAGGGCAUGAGUGAGGUCACCUUCAAAAAUAUCCUGGCAAACAGGUGGGAGAUGCAAGAAAAUGCUGAGUUGGAUGAUGAAGAGAGAACUAUUGUUGAAGAUCUUCAGCGAAUCUAUCUUUUUUACAAUAGUCACUUGGGACAACAGGAUGAAGCUGUCGAGGAACAGGGAGAAGACACUCUGGGGGAAGCCAUCGCAGACGAUAAAAGCACUGCCCAAUAA
Messenger RNA from Knipowitschia caucasica, 3852 nucleotides. The record is from the annotation of a GenBank genome assembly. Lineage: Eukaryota; Metazoa; Chordata; Actinopteri; Gobiiformes; Gobiidae.